Molecule: messenger RNA, 792 nt
Organism: Habropoda laboriosa
Lineage: Eukaryota; Metazoa; Arthropoda; Insecta; Hymenoptera; Apidae
Exons: 6
Coding region: 1-792 (263 amino acids)
Source: RefSeq, a predicted model, not a curated record
AUGGAAAUUGAACCUAGAUAUACAUUUGUGCCUCUUGUACAAAAAAAUUACAUCGGAAUAAACGAUAAAAGAACGCAGGAAUUUCUUUCCAAAUGGGGUAUAAAAGGAAAUUUUGUUAUACAACAUUUUUCGUUUAAUGAAACUUUCCAACAAUAUCACAAAUAUCAUUUAGCUGAAGUUUUCUUUAAAGAUAGUAUUAUAGCAAAAGAACUUUUAACAAAGCAAAGAAAUCAUUGGGUAAAACAAGGUAUAACAGCAACAACUGUAGAAAUAAAGCCUAUUCCUUGUUCUGUUUUGAACAUGUCCUUUUUUAAUAAAUUAAAAAAUCCAAAGAAUGGAAUUGUACAUGGGUCUGGGAUUAUUGGCAAAAGAUAUGACAUGGAAAUAGAAAAUUUCUUAAUUUCUGAUAAUCUUAGAGGAAUGCUAUUAGAUGAAGAAUGUUCAGAGUAUAAUUUAUAUUCAAAAGAUGAACGUGAAGAGUUUAUAUUUAACAUUUUCCAAAUGCUUGUUCUUGGAGGAAUGCUUUGUCAAUAUGAAGAUCUUUUAGAUUCAUAUUUAGAAGUGACUAAAGCUAUUUAUAAAGAUUUAAUAAGGGUGCAAAAAGGUGAAGAUGGGGAUUUAUCAAUUAGUACUAUAGUUCUGCAAGUAGUGGCUAAAGAUAAUAGAGGACAAGCAUAUUUUCCAUAUGAUCCAUCUCACAAACAAAAUAUGGGAUUUUUAUUAGUUGACAGUGUUACUCAUGAAGUUACAACAUUCUUGCACCAGUUUGGAGUAUAUUGUCUUUCACAAUGA